Molecule: messenger RNA, 1068 nt
Organism: Leptonychotes weddellii (Weddell seal)
Lineage: Eukaryota; Metazoa; Chordata; Mammalia; Carnivora; Phocidae
Source: RefSeq, a predicted model, not a curated record
AGCGGCUCGCACGCCAGGCGCCGCCAUGCCCGGGGACCAUCGCCGCAUCCGCGGGCCCGAGGAGUCGCAGCCGCCGCAGCUGUACGCGGCCGACAAGGAUGAGGCGCCCGCCGCCCGCGACCCGACGCGGCUGCGGCCCGUGUACGCGCGCGCAGGGCUGCUGAGCCAGGCCAAGGGCUCGGCCUACUUGGAGGCGGGAGGCACCAAGGUGUUGUGCGCCGUGUCCGGCCCGCGGCAGGCCGAGGGCAGCGAGCGCGGUGGCGCGCUGGCCGCCGCGCUCACGGCCGCCGCGCUCGCCCUGGCCGACGCGGGCGUCGAGAUGUACGACCUGGUGGUGGGCUGCGGCCUGAGCCGCACCCCGGAGCCGGCGCCCACCUGGCUGCUGGACCCCACGCGACUCGAGGAGGAGCACGCCGCCGCCGGCCUCACCGUGGCGCUCAUGCCUGUGCUCAACCAGGUGGCCGGGCUGCUGGGCAGCGGGGAGGGCGGCCCGACCGAGAGCUGGGCCGAGGCGGUGCGCCUGGGCCUGGAGGGCUGCCAGCGCCUCUACCCCGUCCUGCAGCAGUGCUUGGUGCGGGCUGCCCGCCGGAGGGGCGCCGCCGCGCCGUCCUGAACCAGAAGCCUGGGCAACGACGGACGCGGAGGGCCGAGCUGCCGCCGUCCCCUAAAAGACCCGUGCCGUCAGCUUCCAGACUGCACGGAGCUGAGAAUUCGGAGGGCUGGACAGGAUCCGAGGAGGCGUGCACAGAGCUAAUGCACUGGACAGCUGUGUUGGAACAGUUUUUGAGAGACUUCCGUUAAAGAAACUUUUCUACUUGAGCUGGUGCUUCCCAGCUACGACCCAAAGAAACUUGCGAAUGCGGCCUGACUCCCAAGUUGGAAAGGACUUUUCAGCUGGACUCGCCUGGAAAACGAGACUUGGAGCUUUUGUCUUGUAAGGGAUGGACCCUAUGCAGGCCAGCUAGUGACUCCCUUCUAUGUAAUUGGUCUGCUCUUGAGAGAAUGGACAAGGGGCUGUGCCUACUCAUUUAUAUCUGAGCUAAAACAAACUCCUUUGUAUCUGGAAAA